This is a messenger RNA of Periconia digitata, 1854 nucleotides long. The record is from the annotation of a GenBank genome assembly. NCBI's taxonomy places the organism in Eukaryota, Fungi, Ascomycota, Dothideomycetes, Pleosporales, Periconiaceae.
AGUUCAAACUCCGCACCACCUCCGUCGCAAAACCCCCCCAGCAACCCGUCCCUCCAUGAUUUUCCUCCCACCCCGACCUUUGUGGCCAAACCUCUCCUGUGGCCUCCUCCAAAUUCUUCACAGCUCGACAUGACCGGUUUCCGCCGCUGGGGAAAAGCUAAAUUCCAAAAGAACCCCGAGUCGUCGUUCAAGCUCCUGACCGCCAUCAUCGUAGUAACCCUCUAUCUCUUGAUAAAGGAGUUCACCCACCCGAGCGCUUACCUGCGCAGGCCUUCGUAUGGCACGAGAGUACAGUGUAGUGAUUGGAAAAAUGGCACGGGAAGAGCGGACAAGGAAAAGGCCGACAAGGUGCGGGACGCCAUGAAGUACACCUUUGAGAAGUAUAGGCAGAACGCUUGGGGGGAAGAUGAUAUUCUUCCCGUAUCUGGAAACCAUUCCUCUACUCGGAAUGGCUGGGGCGCAUUCAUUGUGGAUUCCGCGACGACGCUUGCGUUGAUGGGCCUGUGGGACGAGCUAACGCUUUCCGUGGGGCAUAUUAUCACCAUCGACUUCACCAAAUCAGAGGACCUCGUGGACCCUUUUGAGACUACAAUUCGGUAUUUGGGAGGACUUGUAUCGCUGGUCGAUUUGUAUGAUGCAGGUGUUAUCCCUGAGGAAGUCAUAGCCAUAGGGACACGCGAUCGCAUUCUCCAGCAGGCUGUUAUAUUAGCCAACACACUGGGUCCGGCCUAUGACACACCCACCGGUAUGCCUUGGCCUCGCGUGGACCUAUCAGUGGGGAAAGGCGUUCCCGAUCCUCCCUCCGUAUACGUUGGACACCCUGAGCGGAAACAGUACGAUCAGCCCGCCAUCGGUCCGGCUCGCACUGGCUCCUCCAUCCUCGAGAAUAGGGCUCUGACUCGACUGACUGGCAAUCCUGUGUACACGAAGAAUUCUACGAUAGCAUGGGCCCCUCUCGUAUGGUCUAAAUGGACACCAGCGUUCCAUGGCCUAGUUGAUGCGCCAAUUGAUAUUACGACUGGAGCUCCCGUAGGACGUGAGCGUAGCUGGGACGCUGGUCAUGACUCCUACUACGAGUAUCUCCUCAAGAUGACUGUUCUUGCACCUCCUUCUGACCCCUACCUCGAAAAGUACAAAACCACCUUCAUCCACGCUGUUCAAUCCCUCCGCAAAUCGCUAGGCACCCGCUCCGCCCCCGCGCCAAACCACGUCAUGCAGCACUCAUACAUUGGACGCAGUAACGAUAAAUGGUACCUCAAUCGACAAACCCACCUCGCCUGUUUUGCCCCCGGUACCAUCCUGCUUGCCUCAAAGUCAUAUGACAAGCCGGAGCUCGAGACCUUUGCUUUAGCCCUCCUUGAAGGCUGCCGCCACGCAUACGUAUCGACGCCCUCCCAGAUCAGUCCAGAGUCCUGGUCUUGGGUCCCAAAGUUUGGCUACGCAGACCCUAUCUAUAUGCCUGUGUCCAAGCGCUCCAAGCGGGAAUGGAGAAGAAGCGGAAUCUGGUCUAGUGACACAAAAUACAGGGGGCGACCAGAAUACGUUGAAUCGCUGUUCUAUGCAUAUCGCAUCACAGGUCAACCUCGUUUCCGCAAAUGGGCGUGGGACGCUUUCCAAGCUAUGGAGAAACACUGCAAAGCGCCGUAUGGGUAUGCGCAACUCUCAGACGUGUAUCGCGUGGACCCUGGCCAGUGGAGCGGAGACGGUACUGGUCGCUGGAUUGAUAUGCAGGAGAGCUUUUGGGGUGCGGAGACGCUGAAGUAUCUGUGGCUGACUUUUGCCGAGAGUGAUGUUGCAAGUCUAGAUCGGUGGGUUUUUACCACCGAGGGACAUCCUUUGAGGAUUAUGCGUUGA